CCGAAGGGGGCGUGAAACCGAGAUCUCGGAUCCAGCCACUUUUGUCGGGCUGAGCAAAGCCUGGCGCUGCCGUUGCUCUGGCGGUUUCAACGUAUAUAAGGUGCUGGAAUGUCGCAGUCGGAAUAAUUAGACCUCUAGACUCUUCAGCUCACCAUCCAUUCACUCACGAGCCAACUCAGCUUGAAGUAGUCGACAUUUAGAAACUCCAAGACAACUCCAUCGCCUUUUUCUAGCUCAAUCACUGGAAAGAUGAAGCUGACAUUGACUGCCGUUUGCCUCGGCCUGGCUGGCAUUGCCUCUGCCCUCCCGCAUGCUGCUGCUCCUGCUCUUGCCCGCAACGGGAAGCGGCAGUACUUCAAGCGCGUCGCAGUGGACUUUCCCGUCCCUGGCGGUACUGUCAUUGCUACGGUCCCCGGAGGCACAGUCAUUGCCACGGCCCCCGGAAGCACAGUCAUUGCCACGGCCCCUGGCUGUACUGUCAUUGCCACGGCCCCCGGAAGCACAGUCAUUGCCACGGCCCCUGGCGGUACUGUCAUUGCCACGGUCCCCGGAAGCACAGUCACUGCCACGGCUCCUGGAGGCACAGUCACUGCCACAGCCUCUAGCGGCAAGCCGACCACAAUCCUCUACACGGCCACCGUGACCGCGUCGGCCCCGGGCGGCAAGCCCACGACGCUCGUCCACACGGCCACGCUCGUGCCCACGGGCGGAGUGCCGACCACAAUCGUCUACACGGCGACCGUGACCGCCUCGUCGCCCGGCGACACGCCCACGACCGUCGUCUACACGGCCACGGCCGUGCCCACGUCGUUGGGAUUCUACACGGCCACGGUCACGGCGACUCCCCUAGCCAAACCCACCCAUAAUGUGCAUGCCUAAUCACGACUAGACGGCUGGCCCGGUCCCCGUAAUCUUCCCCAGCUCGGGUGAUGGGCCAGGCGGCUGUUGUUACUAUAGUCGACGCAUCAGGUGUUUCUGCCGAGUGAGGAUAGAGAGGGAGGGUGCCUCGGAACCGUGUUUGUCACUUGGUCAGGGAGAGUGGGUUAUCGUGGCGAGGAAGGUAAUAUUUCACAAUAGCUAGCUGGGUAGUUGCGUGGGAGAAAUCGAGAUUAGCCUUGUCGCUCCUGCACAAUGAAUCGUUAGUUAUGCCUCCCUGAGAGAACUGGUGAUAAUACUCGCAGAUGAUGUGAAUUGGGAAUUGAAUGAGGAAGAGGUCCAGCCUCAAGUGCUGAUUUUUAGCUCACAGUACAAGAGCGUAUAGUCGUCAUUGC
This is a messenger RNA of Lasiosphaeria miniovina, 1271 nucleotides long. RefSeq lists its product as uncharacterized. The record is from RefSeq and is a predicted model, not a curated record. The coding region runs from base 250 to 879 and encodes 209 amino acids. Lineage: Eukaryota; Fungi; Ascomycota; Sordariomycetes; Sordariales; Lasiosphaeriaceae. The transcript is spliced from 3 exons.